Molecule: messenger RNA, 1765 nt
Organism: Botrytis cinerea B05.10
Lineage: Eukaryota; Fungi; Ascomycota; Leotiomycetes; Helotiales; Sclerotiniaceae
Exons: 4
Coding region: 201-1646 (481 amino acids)
Molecular function (GO): oxidoreductase activity
Source: RefSeq, a predicted model, not a curated record
GAUGUCGUCUUUAUCCGUAGGUGAAUGAAUUGUAGCGAGGCGAAUUUGGAUCCAAUUUGGAUUUUUGCUUUUGGUAAAUCCAAAAGGCUUUCCUACUUCUUCACAAGUUUUAGUUUUUCUUGAAGAAUAGCUUAGUUUUAUUUCCCGUUGUUGUUUGAUAAAUUUCUGGUCUCUUCAUUCUUUCCUGUGUCACUGCCUGCAUGGCUAUCCCCAAUCCUUUUCGUCGAAAUGAUGAAAACACUCGCCACGCCUGGGGACAUACCUUCCAAUGGACUCCUGAUCAUUUUACAAAAGAGCAGAUGCAUCCCAUGAAGUCUUCAUAUGAUGUUCUGGCUGAAGAAUGCUUAAAUCGUUUGGACAAUAUAUCGCCACCCACAUCUGGAGAACUUCCCAGGAACCAAAGCACGAUUCCAAAGGGAAAGGAAGGCGAGGAAAAACCCAAGAGGGAUUUGUAUGUCUUGCUGAAAGAACAUGCUUCUGAGGAUGGAAAACUGGGCGAACUAUGGAAUGAAGUUAAUACAAUACCGGAUUGGGUUGAUUGGGCACAAAUCGAAAGAGGUCAAGAGGUGUUUUACAGAUAUGGAGGGGCUGUAUUGACUGGAUUGGCAUAUCAGUCUUUACUGGGCGGCAUGGGCGCAGCUAGAGUUACAGAAGUCCUAGCUAGGACUGGAGGCUUUUCUACAAAGUCAGCCAGAAGAAGAAUGUUCGAAACAACCCAGCUUCUCCUUCAAGUGACCCAAUCUCUUGAAGCAAUCAAACCCGGCGGCAUAGGCCAUAUAUCCUCCAUAAAAGUCCGUCUGCUCCACGCCGCCGUCCGCCGCCGCAUUCUAGCCCUAGCCAAAGAAAAACCAUCCUACUAUUCCAUAUCAGACCACGGCAUCCCCAUCAACGACCUCGACAGCAUAGCAACUAUCGGCACCUUCUCCGCCACCCUAAUCUGGCUCUCCCUCCCCCGUCAAGGUAUCUUUCUCCGCCCCCAAGAAAUAGCCGACUACAUCGCCCUCUGGCGUCUCGUCGCCCACUAUCUCGGCACUCCAACUUCCUUCUUCGAAACUCCCACCUCCGCAAAAGCCAUCAUGGAAUCUCUCCUUCUAACCGAAAUCAACCCUUCCCCCACCUCCCAAAUCCUCGCUCAAAACAUCAUCCUCUCCCUCCAAAACCAAGCUCCAGCCUACCCCUCCCGCUCCUUCCUCGAAGCCAACGCGCGUUGGCUAAACGGCCACUUACUCUGCGAUGCCCUCGGCCUCGGUAACCCUCCCCUAUACUACUACAUCCUCGUCGCCGGCCAAUGCAUCUUCUACAUGGCAAUCAGCUAUCUUUACCGCAGCAUCAAUCAUCUCGAUCGCAAACAAAUCGUCUUUUUAAGAAGGGUCUUGCCCAUGGUAAUACAUAGUCCGACGGUGGGAAUUGCGGGGGAAACGGGCUUCGAAUUGCAGUAUGUGCCGGAAUUUAGCACGAAAACGGAGUUGGGCGAGUAUGUACAGGGCGAGGAGAAUAAGGGGGGUGUGGAGAGGAGAAAUCUAAAGGCGUUCGGAUUGGCGGUUGUGGGCGUGGGAGUGGGAAGUUGGGUGGUGUGGAAGGGAUUGAGGGGUUUGGUGAUGGGCGUGGUGGGGAUGGGAAGGGGAUUGCUUUGGUUGUGGGGAUAAGCAGCGGAGAAGGGAAGGGGAAAUCAGGAAUUGUAUUUUUGUAAUAUAUUGUAUCAAUACUUUAUUGUUUCUGUACGCAGCAGCGGGAAGCAUCGCGUCACAAUCUAGCAGUAAAAUCA